Molecule: messenger RNA, 1315 nt
Organism: Mizuhopecten yessoensis (Yesso scallop)
Lineage: Eukaryota; Metazoa; Mollusca; Bivalvia; Pectinida; Pectinidae
Product: homeobox protein Hmx-like
Exons: 2
Coding region: 279-992 (237 amino acids)
Biological process (GO): regulation of transcription by RNA polymerase II
Cellular component (GO): nucleus
Molecular function (GO): RNA polymerase II transcription regulatory region sequence-specific DNA binding; DNA-binding transcription factor activity, RNA polymerase II-specific
Source: RefSeq, a predicted model, not a curated record
UGACCACUGACCACUGGACUCACCGCAGUAUUACUAUCUCGUUGGAACUUCGAACAGUUUGACCUGGUCAAGGAUUUAUUUUAUCGUCUUAACCUACAAUUAAUUACAAUCAAAAAACAAUACCAGACAAUACAAUUUCAAGACCGAUUAUAACUUCAAUUAUCAACUUGAAAACUGUUUUUGAUAUUACGAUCGCCUUUGAAAUUGACAGACUGGGAUCCAUUCCGUGGUGAUAAUCAAAAUUAUUGAACACUUAGAGUAAAUUAAUUGUGAAGACAAUGAGUGGUGACGAGGAGUCCCCUAAUAGGGAGCCGACGAACCCCGACAGGAAGACAGGGAAAUCCUUCUUUAUCGAUGAUAUUCUAACCAAAGAUACGGAAUCGGACGUCCGGCGCAAGAGUACAGAAUCGAACUAUAGCCCCUACAAGAGCUUUGGCUCGUAUGAGCAGCAAUCACCAUGUGGCAACUCUUACGAAAACCCCCAAACAUGUGUCUGCCGGUCAUGUCAGGAUAUGAGAGAGCACGAGCACGUGCCUUCAAGUUACGUCACCGGGGAAUCGACGUCACGUCUCUCAGUAACGGACUCAACACACGCAGAAGUGUGCUGUGCCAAAUCACAAAACGAACUAGAUUCGCCAAAUUGCAGUUCGAACACAAACAAUAACACCAAACUGAAGAAAAAGACCAGAACAGUGUUUUCGAGGGCUCAAAUAUUUUACCUAGAAGCCGCUUUUGACGCGAAACGUUAUCUGUCCAGUGCGGAGAGGGCGGAGUUAGCGCUCACUCUCCACCUAUCAGAAACUCAAGUUAAAGUUUGGUUCCAAAACAGGCGUAACAAGUGGAAAUCACAAAUGACAGACGACAACAAAUUUCCCAAUAAGGAACCAAAUCAUUUUUAUCCUGGUCAUCCAUUGGCUCAAAGGUAUCACAUGGGGUUGGGGUCUAUACCCCCAUCGCCACACCUCUUGAGGCAUCCCAUGUUGUACUUUUAAUAUACAAUUUGUAAACGUAGUACUAAUUUGAAUCGAUUUUGCAAAGAUCGACAAGUUAUCUCAUGUAUUUACCCCGGAUUCAAGUGUUAUGUGCAGUGAAAUAUUAACAGUGUACAAGGAAUACUCCGAUUGUAAUGAACUGUUGACAUUAUUUGGUUGUUGUGCCAAGGAUUGACACUAUUUUGUUGCUGUUCCAACGACUGACAUUAUUUGGUUGUUGUACGAACGAUUGACAUUAUUUUGUUGCUGUACCAACGUUUGAUAUCAUUUUGUUGUUGACAAAUAACCAUGUUUUAAAUAUAUUUGUUGUUUUGAGACAAUGU